CAAAUUUCUGUGCAUCCAUACUGCUUAGCUGCGAUCCUCACCGCACAGGCAGUCGCUCGGUUGCGCUUGCAGUAGUUGAAGUUAACGUUUAACCUAUCGUCCUUGAACCUCCGGACGAUAAUAAAGCGCAAUCAUUAUGAUGCUACAGAACCUGCCUAAGCAAACUGGGAGCUUAAGGCAGCGUUGCGCUGCUCCGCGGCGUGCAACUCGUGGACUUGGCAGCGCUCCCCUUGCCGCCCAGCAACAGCAGUCUGAGGCGCGAUUACAGGCGCCAGCACCUUUCCCCGUAAGCUACGACCAGGCGAUGCGGCAGUUGCUCCCGCGCUUUCCCGCCCCCCUCUUCCAGCAUUCGGCCCAGGAGGCGGUCAAAGCUGCCCUGGCGGAUGGUGCCCCCCUGGUGGAGGUGGAGUUCCCCUCGACAACCCUGUCCUCCGUGUCAGGUGAUGGUGAGGGGCAGAACGAGAUGAACGCGUCCAUGGGUUUCCUACGCCAAUUCCUGGGCGCGUUCAGGUCCCGAGCGGCAAGCACACGUGUGUUUUUCCCGGACAAUGUGGAGCUGGCUGUGGCGAGGAGCGGUCAGACGGAGGACCCGGCAGCUGGCCGCAAAUCUUUGGAUCCAAAAUUCGGAGAUGCCGUAUUCCAACUGGGUUACCUGACACAGCAGAACGCGGCCUGGGCGGUGUUUGGCUUUUACAAAUCUGGGUUUGACCCAGUCAAACUUGUCAAAGAUACGGAUGACAUGCUUGUGAUCGCUUACCCCUCCUUCAACCCCCGAGGCGAGCUGGACCGGGUUCGCGGCGGCUACUACCCGGCGCUGUUCUUCCCGGAAAUUGCAAAGCUGCUGUUGCGAAAUCCGUUGGACGAGAAUGACGUACGGGUGCUGUGGACGAGCGACAAGAUGCCGUCGCUGAAGGAGGUGGCGCUGGAGAUACUUCCGGCUGUGUGGAAAUAG
Volvox carteri f. nagariensis is the source of this 952-nucleotide messenger RNA. RefSeq lists its product as uncharacterized. NCBI's taxonomy places the organism in Eukaryota, Viridiplantae, Chlorophyta, Chlorophyceae, Chlamydomonadales, Volvocaceae. Bases 137 to 952 code for a protein of 271 amino acids. The record is from RefSeq and is a predicted model, not a curated record. The transcript has 11 exons.